AUGGCAGCGGCCGCAUCGCGAAUCGAGCUCGCACUCUGCUUCGAGGAUGUCGCCAAGAACAUCUUCGGCAACGCCGACGGCACCAUGACCAGGGCCCAGCUGGCGGCUAUCCUCGCCGCGGACACCGGCCUCGGCCUGCAGCAGUGGGAGCUCAAGAUGUUCCUCGCCGAGUUUGACCUCACCGACAACAGGGUCACCGCGGACAAAUUCUGCUCCAUCUACUCGUACCUCGCCUCGCGUCCACCGACGCCCGCGGCGAAGGACGCGCCCGCGGUGGUCGCCGCCGUCGCCGCCGCACCCGCGCCCGGCCCCGACCCGGCCGCUUCCGCCGCCCCCGCAGACCCCGCCGCCGCACCCGCCGCCGCCGCCGCCCCGGUCGCGGUCGAUCCCGCCCUGGCCAAGCGGGCGUCGGAGAAGCUCUCGGGUCCCGCCGCCGCCGCCGUCACCUCGAUGGGCGCGGCGUUCCCGCCCGAUUUCCUCCUGGACCCCGCGGGCGCCAUCCCCGCGGAGAAGCUCCUGGCGAACCUCCCCGGCGACGUGUACGCGGACCCGGACGCCAAGUUCCGACCCUUCGACGGCGUCGGUCAGUACGCGAAGAUGCCGAUCCUCGGCGGGUGCGGAGCUCCGUACUCGGUGUGCGUGAAGAGCUCGAGGGAGUACCUCCGGGAUUUGCCCCCCGCGCGAGACGUGGUGCGCUUACUGCACCUGAGGCCCGACGACGACGCCUUCGUCCCGCAUCCCAACGGAAUCUCCGUCGUGCUCCUCGCGUUUGCGAAACUCGUCUCCGCCGACCUCGGCCUCGGCGGCGACUCCCUCGCCGCCAACAACCCGAUGAGCUCCUACCUCGACCUGCAGGUGCUCUACGGCACCAACGCGGGGGAAUGCGACGACGUGAGGGGCGGGACCGCCCGGGGUAAGAUCUUACCGGACGCCGCCGCGGGCCGCGGGCACGUCGGCGGCGCCGCGAUGGAAGCGCUGCUCACCGUCUUUUCCCGUAACCACAACCACUUGGCCGAGGCCAUCGCGGCGGAGUGCGGGGAUGCGGACGACGAGUCGGUGUUCCAGAUGGCCAGGCACGCCAACAUCGGCGCGUACCGCUCGGUUUUCCUUAAAGACUUUUUGCCGUACCUCGCCGCGGGUCAGCACACGCCGGACGUGGCGCCAAUCGGCGACGCCGCGCGCGGGACUGUUCGCGGGGUAAACGGGUGCGUCGAGAUGGACCUCCUGAUGCGAACCUUCAACGCCAUGGAGCCCCCCGGCGGCAUGGGCGGCACGGGCACGGGCGACGGCACCGGGGACGCGUGCGCCGCUGCGCUCGCGGAGGCGAGCAACGUGAGAUGCGGAUUAGUCGCGCGGUGCAACCUCCCGGGCAGACUUCACGCCGAGGAGGUGGCGGCGGUGAAGCGCGCGAGGGCCAGCGGCGUGUGCACGCUGAACGAGUUUCGCGCGCAGCUCGGGCUGGCGGCUUGGGAAUCUUUUGAGGAGAUGACGGGCGGCGAGACGUCGCUGUGCGAGAAGCUGACGGCGGUGUACGGCGACGUGGACAACUGCGAGCUGUACACCGGCCUGCUGUGCGAGUACAACGUCGGUAACGUCGGCGCGAUGAUGCCGGCGACGUCUCACGCGUGUUCGCUGCUGUUGAACGUCGUCGCCGCGGAUAAGUGGUUCCAGGAGGACGCGCUGAGGGACGAGAGCGUGAUGGGCGGCGCCGUGGGCGUGAGGCUCGCGGAGCAGGCGAACCUCGAAGACCUGCUGAGCCAACACGCGAGGGUCGCGCCGCCCGAGGGCGGCUACGGCGUGUUCGAAAUCGGUGGAUAUCAGGUAUUACCUUAG
Molecule: messenger RNA, 1833 nt
Organism: Micromonas commoda
Lineage: Eukaryota; Viridiplantae; Chlorophyta; Mamiellophyceae; Mamiellales; Mamiellaceae
Exons: 2
Coding region: 1-1833 (610 amino acids)
Biological process (GO): response to oxidative stress
Molecular function (GO): heme binding; peroxidase activity
Source: RefSeq, a predicted model, not a curated record